UGCAUCUACAUUCUCAGAGCUGUCAUCUGGUCACCAGCACUCGUUUUGUCUAUUUCUCGCCCUCCCUUUGGAGCAAUUCAGCUGCUUUUCUUCUCCCCGUGUUAGGAACCUGCGAUAAAUAUUCUGCCAACGCUCCCUAAUUCAAGAUGGCCACAGUUUUUAAGAUGCUGUACUUCAGGUGCUGUGGUAAGGCAAUUGAGGCCCAGAACCUCCACCAAAGCCUGAACUUCUCGGAGUUGGAGGACUUCUUUGCCAGUACCAUGCCAGAUUAUGAUCUCAGAAAUUUCUCGGACUAUGAGGGCCUCUUUCCACAACCGUGUGUGUUCACGUACUGCUCCACCUUUGGCAGCAAAAUCCCACCGUUCCUGGGGGUAGCCAGCGCCCUGGGCAUCGUCUGCAACAUGGUCCUUCUCACCGCCUUGGCCCGAUGGUCCCUGCUUCGGGGCCAACACCGUGCAGACCAAGCCAAGCUGAUCCUCAUGGCAGCCAUGGCCAUCCUCUUUGCGGCCACCUUGCCAUUUUUCACCGUGGAGGUCAGCCAAGGUUGGGUCUUCGGCGACACCUCCUGCCAGGUGGCCCGCGCGCUGAAAUUCGGGUCCAUCCUCACGCAGGGGCUGCUGGUGGCCGGCUCCUCGUGGAGAACGCUGAGCGGCCGCCUCAACUGCCUCGUCCUUCUCACUCUCUUGGGGCUCGGGCUUCUGUGUGCCGUGCCGGCCGCCCUCAGCAGCAGCGUGGGGGAAGUCUGCAUGGCCAGCCAGAUCGGUGAGAUGCGCCCCUGGUUCCUGACCCACAUCCUACUCUGCCUGGCUGUUUUUGACAUCCUCCCAGGCGCCAUGGCCGUGGCCAUCCUGGCUCUGAAGUGGCAGAAAGAUAGCUUGCACUUCGACAGAACCUGGCUCUUCUACCUCUUCUGGGCCCCGUAUGGACUGGUGCUUAUCCCAGACAUGCUGGUUCGGGAGCAGCUGGUUUCCACGACCUGCCAGUUCCAGGAGGAUCUCAACUAUUUCCUGGGGCUGCUGGAGGGGCUGGGCAUCCUCCACUGCUGGCUGUACCCCCUGAUUAUCCUGGGGCUCAGUGUAUGUUGCCGGAGGCCCAUCAAAGAGGAUACAUGCUAAACUGAGCCAGCCUUUCCCAUGCUCAGCUCAUGGUUCCUGCAGGAACUCGCAUCUUUUUGUAUGGACUCUUCUUUCUACUCUUGGACACAGAAUAUUAUCAUAACAGCCUGGGACAGCUCGGCUCUGUGCCCUGACUACAUUUCCAGAUAGCUUUGCCGGCCACCUACUCUUUUCUCCUUUUGGCGCCGGGCAAAACCCUUUUUAUUUACCAGGCAUUUAAUAGUUAAAUGUGUCAUUUUAAUAUGCUUUCAUCAGAUGCCUCUAGUGUGCUAAUUUGAUCACUUGUCUCGGAGUUGUUUUAUGACCCUCGUUUAUGGCCUAAUUAUUGUUUGGAUUGUGACAUUGCUAUUCUUGUUUGUAUGUUCUACCUUUGUAAACGGCUCCGAGAGCCUCUUGGCUAUUGGGCAGGAUAACAAUGCAAUAAGUAAAUAAAUUGGGCAUGGGAGAAGACGAGUAUCGUAACCGGUGUGUGGAUGGCCGUGCUUUUCCUGAACUGCAGCCUUCUGACAUCGCUUGCCUUAGAUCUGAAUGAGAAGCAGAAGUAGUAUUUUCUGUUAAUGACUGCUGCAAAGCACCUCUUUUGUAUCACGAAGCCCGUCCGGCUGACCAGUUUCGACAAAUAAAGACCGCAGUGUGAAAA
This is a messenger RNA of Varanus komodoensis (Komodo dragon), 1755 nucleotides long. RefSeq names its product atypical chemokine receptor 1-like. Gene Ontology annotation, molecular function: chemokine binding. The record is from RefSeq and is a predicted model, not a curated record. The transcript has 2 exons. Gene Ontology annotation, cellular component: membrane. Bases 147 to 1115 code for a protein of 322 amino acids. Lineage: Eukaryota; Metazoa; Chordata; Lepidosauria; Squamata; Varanidae. Gene Ontology annotation, biological process: chemokine-mediated signaling pathway; inflammatory response.